AUGGAAGUCGACAGAGCCCCGGCCGCUGCCGCGGGAGGAGGAUCCUCCUCUGGCGCGAUGGCGGUGGACGCGGCCGGCGGCGUGGAGAAGCCGCGGUUCGACGCGCUGAUGCCAAGCGAGAUGAGCGGCGGGAGGCCACAGUACCGCAAGGUCCAGGUGCCGCCGCACCGCUUCGCGCCGCUGAAGAAGGCGUGGCUGGAGAUCUACACCCCCGUCUACGAGCACAUGAAGGUCGACAUCCGCAUGAACCUCAAGGCAAAAAGGGUCGAGCUGAAGACGAGGCAUGAUACACCAGAUGUGAGCAACCUUCAGAAGUGCGCGGACUUCGUGCAUGCUUUUAUGCUUGGAUUUGACAUUGCCGAUGCCGUUGCCUUGCUUCGUCUUGAUGACCUGUAUGUGGACUCCUUUGAGAUCAAGGAUGUGAAGACACUCAGAGGGGAGCAUCUGUCACGUGCCAUUGGGCGCCUGUCAGGGAAAGGAGGCAAGACCAAGUAUGCCAUCGAGAACUCUACGAGGACUCGCAUAGUUAUCGCUGAUACGAAGAUCCACAUACUUGGAUCCUUUGUUAACAUCAAGGUUGCCAGGGAUUCACUCUGUAGUCUUAUCUUAGGUUCUCCUGCCGGCAAGGUCUAUUCUAAGCUUAGGGCUGUAUCUGCUAGGUUGGCAGAAAGGUAUUAG
Messenger RNA from Triticum turgidum subsp. durum (durum wheat), 678 nucleotides. The record is from the annotation of a GenBank genome assembly. Lineage: Eukaryota; Viridiplantae; Streptophyta; Magnoliopsida; Poales; Poaceae.